Sinocyclocheilus anshuiensis is the source of this 2983-nucleotide messenger RNA. RefSeq names its product seizure 6-like protein. The coding region runs from base 235 to 2376 and encodes 713 amino acids. NCBI's taxonomy places the organism in Eukaryota, Metazoa, Chordata, Actinopteri, Cypriniformes, Cyprinidae. The record is from RefSeq and is a predicted model, not a curated record. The transcript is spliced from 15 exons.
AGAGGAGGGGUGAGUGAAGGAGAAGACACACUGCGGAGUUCAGCAGAGAAGAGAUGUAGAGAGCUGGAGACAGAGACCAAACCGACAUCACAGCUGUGAACACACAGGAGCUCAUGCACACACGCCGCCUGUGAGUUCAACUCCAAGUCUCUGACACUAAGCAGCUCUGCUGUGGACUUCAACGCUGCAUCUGUGAUUAUUCUGGGCUGGACCCCCUUUGGACUGUGUCUUAACAUGCUGGGAGUUCAAAGUGAUGCUCUGCUGGUCGGCUUGAUGGUUUGGAUGGGAAUCCUAUGGGGAGAGAUCUCAACCCAAGAUGAGUCCGGUGUGACCCCUCCACCCAGCCUCGCUCCAGUGAUGCAGGUCCCAGCCCCUAAAGAAACCCCCAGAGGAGUUGCAUCCAUGGGGCAGGACUUCAUAGAGUCAGUCCUGUCUCGUAAGGAUCAUAUUCUGGCUCAGAAGGGUGUGACUCUUCCCAGCGGUUUACCCCCUAAUCUAGUGCCCAUGUUGGGGAAGGGGCUGGGGGCCGGAGCAGAGGCCCUGUCCCCCGACCAGCCCCUCCUGAGAAAGAUGCUCCCCUCACACAGCGCCUCUUUACCUCCAGCCUACGAGCUCCCCACCGAACCCCCGGAGGCCGUCGCAACGCCGAGCUGGGAUACAGAUGCUCCGACCCCACAUCCCAAACCUUCAGGCUCUGCUGCGGCCCCCACAACUGUGAGCGCUGAAACAGCGCCUGGGGCUUUCACCUCAGCUGUAACGAACUGCAAGGUCAAUUUCUGCGACCCAGAGGGCUACAUCGAUUCUUCAGACGAUCCGCCCCUCCCUGAAGGAGCGUUCCUGCAGUGCACUUACACAGUGACCGUCUACACAGGCUACGGUGUGGAGCUACAGGUCAAAAGUGUCAACCUGUCAGAAGGCGAGCAGCUGUCAAUCAGAGGGGUGGAUGAAGGCGGGGCCCUGCUCGUGCUGGCCAAUCAGACGCUUCUGGUGGAAGGUCAGGUGAUCCGCAGUCCGACCAACACACUGUCUGUGUUCUACCGCUCGUCUCCAGAGGGAGGAGUCGGCAUGUUUCAGCUGCAUUAUCAAAUUUUUCGCCUGAGUUGUGCCCUACCUCGACGGCCUCAUUUUGGGGAGGUGUCAGUAAAAGAUCUGCAUCUGCCAGGACCUUCAUACGAUCACAUCAGUGAGGAGUCCGGCCCCAGCGGCGUUAUCCUGUCCCCAAACUGGCCCGAAUGGUACGGGGAGGGCGAGGACUGCAGCUGGAGGAUUCACGUCGGCGAGGACAAACGUGUCCUGCUGGACGUACAGCUCUUGAAUCUCAGCGACAGUGAUAUGCUAACCAUUUUGGAUGGAGAUGAGGUCACAACACGUAUAUUGGGGCAGUUUGUUGGGGGAACCAGCCCGUUUAAGAUGUCCUCCUCGACCCCUGACCUCACCAUCACCUUCCACUCAGACCCAGCCGGCCUGGUCUUUGGGAAAGGAGAGGGUUUCAUCAUCAACUACAUGGAGGUGUCACGCAAUGACUCGUGUCCAGACCUCCCUGAGAUCCAGAACGGCUGGAAGACCACUUCUCACGCGGUGCUGGUGCGUGGAGCUCGUAUCACGUAUCAGUGCGACCCGGGGUACGACCUGGUGGGCAGUGAAACCCUGACCUGUCAGGUGGACCUGAGCUGGAACACGCAGCCUCCGUUCUGUGAGAAGAUUAUGUACUGCACAGACCCUGGACACGUGGAGCACUCCACACGCAUGCUGUCUGAUCCCAAACUCUUGGUUGGCACCACUAUCCAGUACAGCUGCAUUCCCGGAUACAUCCUGCAGGGCGGCGCCACUCUCACUUGCUAUGGUCGAGAACCCGGCACUCCUGUUUGGACGUCUCGCUUGCCUCAUUGCGUGUCGGAAGAGUCCGUGUCCUGUGAGAAUCCCGGCCUUCCUGACAAUGGCUACCAGAUAUUGUCUAAAAGGCUUUACCUACCGGGAGAGUCUCUAACCUUCAUGUGCUACCAAGGCUAUGAGCUCAUUGGUGAGAUGGCCAUCAAGUGCAUUCUGGGAAAUCCGUCUUUUUGGAGUGGUCCAUUACCUCUGUGCAGAGCCAAUCAUGAAUGCUCUAGCAAUCAUGCACUAGAGGUGGCUGAGGCGGCAGCAGACUCUUCUUUUGAUGGGGGAAGUAUGGCUCUAGCAAUAUUUAUCCUGGUGCUGCUAGUGUCUGUUUUACUGGGAGGAACCUACAUCUACGUCACCAGGUGCCGCUAUCAUUCAAACCUGAGACUUCCUCUGAUGUAUCCGCAUCCCUACAGCCAGAUCACCGUGGAAACCGAGUUUGACAACCCUCUCUAUGAGACUGGAGGGGAUACGAGAGAAUAUGAGGUGUCCAUAUGAAGAGGCCUACAGACACGUCCCGUGCUGCUACAGCACUUACAGGAAGUGAUGUAAAUAGAUCCUGUCAACUCCACUCUCCCCACCUCCCCAACCUCCAGGGACAGAGAGGGGCAUGAAGGGAACGGGGCUGUGAAACAGGAAGUACCAGUGCAGAGAUCGUUCAGCCAGUAGACGUUACUAUGGUUUUAUGAUACGUAUGUGCUUACAGCCGGAGGUUCUCAUUCUGCCAUUCACAAACACCCGUGUGUGUGUGUGUGUGUGUGUGUGUGACAUUACGAGCGAGUGGAAAAUAACAAGUGAAGAGUUUGCACAGUGUUCUUUCUCCUCAAUACCGUGACUUACGGGACAGUUUAACCCUGGAGUAAGCCCUUUGCUCUGAUAUAAAGGGGUGGUGGUGGCGCCGUCCUGUGUCUGUCUGUGGCCCGUCCUGCCUGCUGUCAUUUUUAAGUCUUUGUACUUAUAGAGCAGUUUGUAGUGCAGGUUUUAAAGUAGUAUUUUUUCCCCUGCAAGUGACGUCCUACUGCAGCAGAGAGCAGAUGAUGUAUUUAUUUUGAAGUAUAUGUGAAAUGUUCUCUGCUGAUUGAUGAAUACUUCAUUUUGGAGAUCA